GUGGUAGUGAGUGAGAGGCCCACAUCUCUUCGAGAAUGUGGCUGGCGAGGUGAGGGCGUGCUCCGACGCGCUCCGACGCGCUCACUGCGGGUAAAAAAGAAAAGGACACCCCACCUACCCCUGAAUACGUGCUCGCCACCCUCCAGUCUUUCCCUUUCUCGCUUUUGCGUGCACGCACCUAAACACGUCCGCCCCCCUGUCACUACUCUCGUCCCUCUCUGACCCACAGUCAGUCGCACACAUUUAUACACAUGCGGGUGGACGGCGGAUUCUGAAAUCUCCGCGAAGAUGGUGGUACCGGGGACGUUUUUUUAACUGUGCUUGGAUAGCUAACAUAACGCGUUACAGCGGUAUCCAUUGUGCCUCUUCUGGAAAGAAAGACCGGCGAAUGGCCAGACAACCGGGAAUAUAAGAACAUCUCAAAGGGAUAGAGAGGAUCGGACGGGAAGUGCGUUUAAAUAGCUAAACCAGCAAAUCCGCCUUGAAUAAAAUUGAAGUAUUUGGACAGAAGAAACAGACGUCUGCUUCUUCAUGCAAUCGUGUUAAAGUGGGGGAUCAAGGAGCCGCUUGUCUGUUCAGGGAGGACUCGGUGUCCGGGGGAUACGAGGAGGGGAGAAAGCUGGUAAUUAGCCCAUAUUCUCCACUUGCUAUUCGUCUGCGACUCAAUGGGAAGAAUAGUGGCGUGGGAAAAGUUUCCAUCAAACGAGCAAAGGAGGACGGAAAGGGGCAACAUACAACCAAGACUGGCUUCCGCCGUGGCCCUGUAUGGAUGGCAGACUGAAGUUUACUGACAAUUCAAUUGCCGGUCACUCGUGGAAUUAUGGGAGAAACCAGUGCCAGUUAUCAGGAAAUUAAAAUAAAUGUUAUGUUGACUUGACUGUUCUUGUAUAAUCAAAACGAUAUUUACUCAACACAGACUGAGCAUGGGCUGGAUCUAAUAAAGUAGGUAUUUGCGCGUGUAGGCCUACACUUGAUCUCCAAUUAAAUUGUAGGUCUACUACAUUUUGCAGCUCUUUGCUUUAUUCUGCCACCUUGUCCUCUUCAAAUUGCCCACUUCUAUCAGCGUGGAUCCCCGGGGAUUGGAGGCGCAGCUUUGGAAAUUCCGGAGAGGGACCUCAGGAAAGGACGGGGGUCCAUCCAUGGAAAUACUUAGAAUAGACCUUUUCCCAAUCACAGCAAGAGCAUGAGGGUAAAGAAGGAUAAUGGGCAUUAGACGUCAGUGUUUGUUUACUCUUUCUUGUUUAUGGGAAGACAUUUCCGCCUUAAAUAACCCAGCACAUGUCAAACAAUAGUUCCUUAACUGUGGCUUUUCUUGCGAUGCCUUUACAACGCCGGCGCGUGGGUUUAUUUGGGGAAUACGGGAUAAAGUUCUACACACACUAAGUGUUUGAAGUUUGAAAUUAUUAUUUUUCUCAUAUAUCACUGUAAAUUGGAAGCAAUUUCUGAAUGCAUUAUAGUCUACUUUCUUGAAAGCAUUACAUAAGUCGCUUUGGAUAAAAGCGUCAGCUAAAUGGCAUAUAUUAUUAUUAUAUUAUAACAUAUAAGAGAGGACAGGCAGGAGGCUACAGUUCUGUAGAGACAAAUAUAAAUGCAGACGGGAUCUAAAAUCGUUAGAGGAUUAUUUUGACAGUGCAUGUAGAAAGAAUGGCUAUGCAGACAGCCAAGUAGGGAGAGCAUGAAGGAAUUUGAUCCAGGUUUCAGUUGUCAUUAUCUGAAGAAUUUGUCCCAAUAUACCAGUAGUCUACAGUCGGCUAUUUAGUCAGGGGAGAGCCUUGUAAAUACUACUGAAAUGCUACUGAAUACUACUAAAGUAGUAUUACACAGCUAGGUUUCUACAGUCAACAUAAUUAUGUUAUGUCAGACUUCUCCCAAAAUAUUUUUCAAUGAGUCAAAAACAGUUGUCAGUACUUGGACUGGAACAGAAUGAACUGUGCUGACACAAGUCAAAACAGAGGGGAAGGUAUAGGAAUGCGAGUAUUGACGUCACGAGGGGCAAUAAUUAACAGAUCAAAAUUCAGUACAGGCUAACUGUCAGACUUUUUCUUUGGAGAUGUUUUCUGUUAGUGCAUAAUUUAUUUGUUCUAGUCUAGAGGGUACCACACUCAAUACAUUCAUAGCCUACAUUGCCUUGCUAAUAGCAAUUCGCUCUAUUGUUGUCGAAUUUCUGUUAGAUUAAAAAGCAACAUGGCAUCCCCCCAACAUCAGCAGCUGCUGCCUCACAACACAGAGGUGAGCUGUGACUCAAGCGGCGAGGGCAGCGUCUCCGUGAGGAUCAGCAGUAGUGUCAAACACAAACACGGAGGAGGAGCCGGGGCGCUGGGUGGCAUGGGAGGAGGCUUCAUGGGGAGUGGGUCCAAACACUGCAAGUACAGCAUCUCCUCUAGCUGCAGCUCGGGAGAGUCCGGGGUCCUCAGGCCCGUGGUUAAGGGGCUGCGAACCCAGAGGAAGAUGCCCCAGCUGUUCGAACGGUCUGCUGGGCACUUCUGGGACCCAAAGUUUGACUCUCCCAUCCUGGAGGAGGCAUGCAGGGAGAGGUGCUUUCCCCAGACCCAGCGGAGGUUUCGCUACGUCCUCUUCUACCUGUUCGCCGCCAGCCUCCUCUGGGGGGUGUACUUCAGUGCCAACCCCGACCGGUGUGACCGAACUGUCUUCCUCGUCCCCACCGCCUGCUUCCUCCUCUUCUGCCUCCUCCUCUUCCUUUUGACGUUCACAAGGAUCUACGUCCGCUGCUACAACCAGGCAUCGCUGCUGCUCAUCGUGGUGACCUUUGCCCUCACCCUGGCACCCCAGAUCCAGACAGCCGGCUUCAGGGACCUGGAGACCCUCCCUCCUGAAGAUGUGGUGGAGGAUACGGAGGACUUCAGUGGCAUGGAGCCCAGAAAUGUGACCUUCAACCGGGACUUACCCACGGGCAGUGCCUGCCUAUCUCCAGUAGGGACCUUCUCCCUGGGCAUGGAGGUGCUACUGCUACUCUACAGCGUCCUCCACGUCCGACUCUAUGCCUCGGUGCUACUGGGACUUCUCUACUCUGUGCUCUUUGAGGCUCUGGGAUGGCUUCACCUCACCCAGGCUGCUGGGGAUGGUUGGAGCCAGGCCUUGGAGGGGUCUGACUGGGACACUCUACGCUGGCUGGGGCCUGCCAAAGCUUUGCUCCACCUGUGCGCCCAUGCCAUCGGCAUCCACCUUUUCAUCAUGUCUGAGGUGCGAUCGCGAAGUACCUUCCUCAAGGUGGGACAGGCCAUCAUGCACGGCAAGGACCUGGAGGUGGAGAAGGCGCUGAAAGAACGCAUGAUCCACUCUGUGAUGCCUCGGAGGGUGGCCGACGACCUGAUGAAGCAGGGCGACGAGGAAGGCUUGGCGGGCGGGAACUCGGCCAAGCGCUACUCCAGCAGUGGCGCGGCGGCCGUCAUCUCCAGUCCCAAGAACAACAAGAGGAAUAAGACCUCAAUCCCGAGAGGCCAGAUCAUCUUCAGACCCUUCAACAUGAAGCGCAUGGAGCCCGUCAGCAUCCUCUUCGCGGAUAUCGUAGGCUUCACCAAGAUGUCUGCCAACAAGUCGGCCCACGCCUUGGUGGGGCUCCUCAAUGACCUCUUUGGACGUUUUGACCGGCUGUGUGAGCUGACGUGCUGUGAGAAGAUAAGCACCCUCGGGGACUGCUACUACUGUGUGGCAGGCUGCCCUGAGCCUCGGGCUGACCAUGCCUACUGCUGCGUAGAGAUGGGUCUGGGCAUGAUCCAAGCCAUCGAACAGUUCUGCCAGGAGAAGAGCGAGAUGGUUAACAUGAGGGUGGGCGUCCACACGGGCACUGUCCUGUGCGGUAUCCUCGGGAUGAAGCGAUUUAAGUUCGACGUGUGGUCCAACGACGUGAACCUGGCCAAUUUGAUGGAGCAACUGGGCGUGGCCGGGAAGGUGCACCUAUCAGAGGCCACCGCCAACUUUUUGGAUGACCGGUACCAGCGGGAGAACGGACGGGUCACUGAGAGGGUUGGACAGAGCGUGGUGGUGGACCAGCUGAAAGGUACGUGA
Oncorhynchus keta (chum salmon) is the source of this 4026-nucleotide messenger RNA. RefSeq names its product adenylate cyclase type 9-like. The record is from RefSeq and is a predicted model, not a curated record. The coding region runs from base 2185 to 4026 and encodes 613 amino acids. The transcript has a single exon. Lineage: Eukaryota; Metazoa; Chordata; Actinopteri; Salmoniformes; Salmonidae. Gene Ontology annotation, molecular function: adenylate cyclase activity. Gene Ontology annotation, biological process: adenylate cyclase-activating G protein-coupled receptor signaling pathway; cyclic nucleotide biosynthetic process; intracellular signal transduction.